GAUACGUAAUGCCUUCGCCGACCAGACCGCUUAUGCAAGGGGAAUGCUUCAUCUAUAGAGCCAGGAGAACAGAUGAUCUUAUGCACAAUUACGUUUAUGCUGCAAAGUUAUACAACCCGGGCGGUUAGCAUAAGCCAUACUUCUUGAUGCAUAUGUACUACUUCCUGUAGAUAUCUCUUGAGGGCCCGGGAGCGAGGAGGCAUUUGAGCUUACAAUGACCUACUUUGGAAAAUAAGAGAUUACAAUACGACUGCGAUCUAGUAACUCAGUCUUUCGCAACGUGGACUAUAAUUUUCCCCUUUGCCCUACCGGAAUGUAGCUUCUCAUAAGCCUUGAUCACAUCCCCAAACUCAAACACCUCGUCGACAACCACCCUGAGCUUUCUCUCUUUCAGAAACUCGACAACGGUCAAUAGGUCCUCCUUGGAAUUUUCCAACAUUAGCGGCACAAACCACCUUCUCCCACCACCCAGGAAUCUGGGCGUGAUGGUCCUCCACACGACUUUCAUUAUGCUCCCGGCACCGACCUGCACAUAGGCACAGCCGGCCUUUAGGAAGUGGUGGCAUUGCGAAUACAGAUUAUCCGGAGUCCCAAUGUGGUCGAUGGCAUGAUCGAAUACUUGCCCCUUAGCUUUGAGGGUUUGGAGCACAUCUACCGCCGUAUAGUCGAUGACUUCGUCAGCUCCGAGCUCCCUCACAAGCUUUUCAUUUCGCGAUGAGCAAGUGACUGUAACGUGGCACCCCAACAUCUUUGCAAACUGGAUCGCAAAGACACCGCAGCCGCCGGAGCCCCCAUUGAUAAACACCUUCUUCUGCUCGUCGCCAACUGCACCUGGUGAAGAGGAGGGCUUGAUGUAGUACUUGAGAGACUGCCAUGCCGUACGGAUAGAGACGCCCACACACGCGGCGUCAUCAAUACUCACGCCAUCCGGCAAAAUCGCAAGAUCAUUCUCGUCACAGAGAACAUAUUCCCCUGUCGCCCCAAAUGUUCUCGGCCUCGCUAAGCAUCCAAAGACAAGCUGGCCUGGAUUGAAUUCCCCCUUGUGGUUGGGGUGUGUUGCAACAACGCGCCCGGCAAAGUCAAGGCCAGGUGACGCAGGAGUGCUGCAUAUAAGAACUCUCCCAAAAAUGGUCGACUGCUCGGGAACUUUGCAGUCGGCUGGGUUUAGUGAGGUGGAAAGGACCUUGAUGAGGACUUGAGAGGGAGAUGAAGGAGGAGGUGGUGUGCGGGCCGCAGGGUCAUAUGCCAGGUUUGGCAACACGCCAUUAGGAAUUGUGGUAUUGUAGAGGUAGGCCUUCAUUACCGAUGGGAUGGCCAUGGUUCCAGCUUAGGUAUUUGAAGAAAGAGCCCGGAGAUAAUUAUCGGAACUUUAUGAAAUUAUGGUGGGCGGAGCUUGAGCCAGCAGGUGACGUCGCCGCCGAGUCUCGCCGAGAUAUUGUGUAGAUGAACAAAGAAGCAAAUCAGUUGUCACACAUUCGGUCGAGACUUACGAUGGAUUCAAUGUAUAAGGAUCUGCUAGCUGAAGCAAGAAGUCACACAGAGACUCUUGAGAACAUCUUUGAUUUUGUCGAUUUUCGCACCUCCCAUGUGAAGACUGAUGAAGCUAGACACGUGCCGCGCUUUCCCCGAUUAGGCAAUACAGCAACAACCAGGCAGCCGCCUCAAAUCAAGACACAAAACACAACUUCAACUUCUUGGCUGCGCCUGUCGACAACUUGGCAAACACUGUGGGUGAACGACGUCAAUUUUUUAUGCCUGUUUACCCCUGAGUUUUCUCCUCAAGCUCCAAUGUCCCUUGACUAUCCUGUAUCAAUUUUAGCAGGGGAGCGACCGCAUUGCAGCCCCUAAUUCGACCACGAAUUCCUCACGAAUCCUCCGAUAACAGCAUUGCAUGCCCAAUCAAUCCCGAAGUCGGGACCGCUACGGUCGCGACCGUGAACGGAAUCGUUCCCGCGUUCAAUCUCGCCGAAGAUACUAUGAAGACGACUAUGAUGACGACUACGACGAAGACUUCGGAGACAGCCCACGCGACCGUCGCUACAGACGAGAGGGCUACCGCCGCGCACGUGCUGGCUCACGAGCCUACGAUUCUUAUGAUGAUUACGGUGGGGACCAUCGAAGGGAUGUGAAUGUGUACGAUCGCUCUGCGGAGGAUUCGCCAAGAUACCGCUCCGAUACGGAGGGACGAAGACAACGGCCCAGAGCAACAGCCUCGCCCAGUGCAUCUCCUCGAAAACGAGAGCGGACUCGCGACCGGGAUGGCGGCCACAGACGACGGAGGACGGAGGAGGAUUCUAGUCCGGCACCACGUGCGCAUCGGGCCAGGGAUGCAGAGCGAAGUCGAGGCUUGGAAGAUGAUGAAGCGGAAGAGGCAGCGCGGAAACAUCGCCGGCGAGAACGGGAGCGCGAACGGGAAAAGCACACUGCAACAACUUCCAAGCACCAGAGUACCGAGUCGUCAAAUAGCACUGCGGGGUUACUUAAAGCCGAUGCAUUAGCCAGGCUUAGAGAACAGUAUGAAGAGGAAGACCGCCGGCAGCAACGUCAGGCCGAAAAGGAUGCGAAAGCUGAAAGAAAGAGACGGCGCAAGCGGCCGGUUGUCGCAGAACAGUCGCGUACACUCGAACCGUUCCCUGACCAUGUUCCCCGCGGUCAAUCCAAGGGCCGCAUUGUAUCGGGCGCCUAUCUAGAGGAAGGGAGGAGUCCAGAAAUGGAAGUCAGGCUACGUGGAGGAGGAGGUGGUGGUGGUAGAGGACCGCCGACCGAGCAGACGUGGGAGAAGCAGAGCGAUGAUCCAGAUGCGCGCCCUCCGUUCUGGAAGCGAAAGAAGUGGUGGUGGAUUGGUGGAGCCAUUGCCGUUGUUCUCGUCAUUGUAAUCAUCGUCGUCGCUGUUGUCGUAUCGAAGAAUGAUGACGGCAGCGGCUCGUCAGAUUCAUCCACCGAGUCGAGUGACUCGUCCAACUCCGAUCUGGAUGGGAUAAGUCGCGACAGUAUUCCGGAAUCUGCCCGGCGCACGGUCCUCGACCCAUGGACAUGGUACGACACGACGGACUUUAAUCUAACAUACACAAGUGAGACUGUCGGUGGACUGUCUGUCAUGGGCCUGAACUCGACCUGGGACGACUCUGCUCGCGCCAACGACAAUGUACCGCCGCUCAACAAGCCGUUUCCAUACGGGACGCAGCCGAUUCGCGGCGUAAACAUUGGAGGCUGGUUAUCACUAGAGCCGUGGAUUACACCUUCUUUGUUUCGAGGUUAUUCGGAUGAUGUGCUCGACGAAUAUACGUUGAGUCAACAACUAGGCGAUUCAGCAACUGAAACGAUCGAAAAGCACUACGCCACAUUCAUCACCGAACAGGACUUUGCUGACAUCCGUGAUGCUGGACUUGAUCAUGUUCGAAUCCCAUUCUCCUACUGGGCAGUUAGCCCCAUUGAGGGCGAGCCGUAUGUCCCCAAGAUUUCCUGGCGGUACCUUCUCCGCGCCAUCGAGUACUGCCGCAAAUACGGGCUCCGCGUAAAGCUUGACCCACACGGUCUCCCAGGCAGUCAGAACGGCUUCAAUCAUAGUGGGAAACAGGGUAGCAUUAACUGGCUGAAUGGGGAUGAUGGCGACGCGAAUGCCCAGCGCUCUCUCGACUUUCACGACAAGGUUUCCAAAUUCUUUUCUCAAGACCGAUACAAAAACGUUGUCGCCAUAUACGGCCUGGCCAACGAGCCAUACAUGCUCUCCUUGGACAUUGAAAAGGUCCUCAACUGGACCACAACGGCAACCGAACUAGUCCAGAAGAAUGGGAUCAGUGCCUGGGUUGCGUUCCACGACGGGUUCCUCAACCUCAGCAAGUGGAAGUCGAUGUUGAAGAGCGGUCCCUCGGAACUUCUCCUCGACACUCACCAGUACACCAUCUUCAACACCGCCCAGAUUGUCCUCAACCACACCGCAAAAGUCAAUCUGGUCUGCAACGACUGGCACGCCAUGAUUGGAGAAAUCAACACUACAUCUGCAGGAUGGGGCCCAACAAUCUGCGGUGAAUGGUCCCAAGCCGACACUGACUGCGCGGAAAACCUCAACAACAUUGGUCGUGGAACUCGCUGGGAAGGCACCUACGAGUCCAACGAUGACACACAGUACUGCCCCACGGCUGACUCUGCACCUUCCUGCAGCUGCCGAUCCGCAAACGCGGACCCAUCCGACUACUCGGACGACUACAAGACCUUUCUGCAAACCUAUGCGGAGGCCCAGAUGAGCGCCUUUGAAACCGCAAUGGGCUGGUUCUACUGGACCUGGCAUGCAGAGUUCGCCCCGCAGUGGAGUUACAAGACCGGUUGGCAGAACGGGUACAUGCCCAACAAGGCGUAUAGUCCUAGUUUUCGGUGCGGCGACGAAGUGCCGAGUUUUGGGACGCUCGCGGAGAAUUAUUGAUGCUCAUCCUCAUCGAGUACCGAGCACUGAACAUGCGAGGACGAGGUGGGAGCCCGAAAUCUUUUUUGGUGGAAGUAGUUUGUCUAUGGCUUAUCAUGGUAGAUAGCGGUUUCUUUUUCUUUCGUCAUGACUGUACAUAUGGUUGGUUGCAUUUGCAUCGAACAUGAGGGGCGCGUGAGCACAGGAAAUCAACGCAUAACGACUAAAUCUAAGAAACACCUAGUUCUUGCUCAACCAGGCGGCUCACCUGAUAUAUUUUAUUCUUGUAGGUUUCGUCUUUUGGUUCUCUCUUGAACUACGAAGGAUUAAUUCCAGAAAAUUUACGUCCAGUACUUCGAACAUUUGAGCAG
Molecule: messenger RNA, 4770 nt
Organism: Aspergillus calidoustus
Lineage: Eukaryota; Fungi; Ascomycota; Eurotiomycetes; Eurotiales; Aspergillaceae
Source: the annotation of a GenBank genome assembly